Messenger RNA from Peronospora matthiolae, 273 nucleotides. Lineage: Eukaryota; Oomycota; Peronosporomycetes; Peronosporales; Peronosporaceae. The record is from the annotation of a GenBank genome assembly.
AUGAGCGGGACGGCGCGUCUCCAACUGGUGGCCACUGUCUUGAGGCAUCGAGCUGAGUUUGCCUUUGCUCAGCUUGAGAACGAGAGAGAUCUGACGUCUCUGCGUGACGAGCUAAGGGUAGCUCGUGGGAAUGUUGAUCGGUCUCGGGCUGAGAUAAAUGCUCUUCAGACCCUUGUCGAUGCCCACCAUCGGGAGCACAAGGCUCUCUGCGAGAUGCUUGAGUGCAAGGGCGUUCUUCAUCGGAAGAAGCAGCGUACUGAUGGUACGGCUUAA